AUGUAUACAAAACUUUUAAAAGAGAUCUUACUCAAAUUAGAUUAUGAUGAACAUCAAAAAAAGCAUUUUAUAGCUUUAUCUCGUGACUUCUAUGAUAAUAAUACGAAUGCAUUACAAAUAGUUGACGAAUUCGAACGAGAUUAUCAGAGCGAUGCAUCUAUUUGGUGGUACACACGUCCGUGUUUCCUUCAUCAGAUGCUGAAUCGAGCUUUACGAAUGCAAGACGUUGAGACUGUAAUAAUUAUGGGUUUCUUCCUACGUGAUCUUCAUCAAAAAAUCGAUGAACUACACUCAAAAUCCAAUCCACCAAAAUCUUUUAUCGUCUACCGAGGUCAAGCCAUGAGCAAUAAUGAUUUCGAGAAGUUAUGCAAAUGUAAAGGUGGUUUAUUUUCAUUUAAUAGUUUUUUAUCGACAAGUAGAAAUAGACAAGUAUCUCUUAUGUUUGCAGAAAGUAAUGCAGAUAAUCCGAAUAUGAAAGGUGUUCUUUUUGUAAUGAGAAUUGAUACAAUAAAUACAAACGUACCAUUUAUUUCUCUUGAUGGAAUAAGUUAUUAUGAAGAUGAAAAAGAAAUUCUUUUUUCAAUGCAAACAGUCUUUCGUAUUGGUGACGUAAAAAAGAUUGAAAAUGAAGUAUGGCAAGUAGACUUGACAUUAACAAGUGAUGAUGAUCAACAGCUGAAGAUCCUUUCUAAACAUAUGAUAGAAGAUUUAGAUGGAGGGACUACAUGGCAACAAUUAGGCCAUUUGAUGUACAAAAUGGGACAAUUUAAAAAGGGUGAAGAAAUCUAUCAGAUGUUACUCAAUAUUACAUCUGUCAAUGACGAGGAUCAAAUUACUAUUCUCUAUCAAAUGCUUGGAAUUUUGAAAUGUAAGAAAGGUCAUCUUAGACAAGCUCUCUCAUUCUUUCAAACUGCACUUGAUAUUCGACAAAAUAUUGUUUCUUCAAAUCAUUCUAGUUUAGCUAUUUUACAUAGCAAUAUAGGCGCUGUACAAAACAGUAUGGGAGAAUACUCGGCUGCAAUUACUAGCUAUAACAAAGCGCUUGAUAUUGUUCGAAAUUCUGAGCAGAUGAACUAUGCUAAUCUGGCUACUAUUUAUAGUAAUAUCGGUGCAGCGUACCGUAACAUGGGAGAAUACCCGAACGCACGAUCAUACUAUGAAAAGGCACUUGAAAUAAGGAAACAACAUCUUCCGUUGAAACAUCCAGAACUAGCUCAUGUUCACAUAAAUAUUGGUACUGUUUGUGGUGAUAUGGGAAACUACUCCGAUGCACUAGAAAAUCAUAAAGAAGGACUUGAACUUUUAAAAAAAUCUCUUCCGUCGAAUCAUCCUGAUCUAGCUGUAGCAUUUAGUUGCCUUGGUUCAAUUUUUCUCAGAAUACGUGAUCAUUCAAAUGCAAUUCUAUAUUAUAAGGAAGCUCUUAAAAUCUUUGAAAAAUCUGAAUUUUCGGAUCAUCCUGAUUUAGCUAUUCUCUUCAAUAAUAUUGGCACUGUAUACUUCGCCAUUGGGGAUUAUGCACGUGCACUCUCACAUUAUGAAAAAGGACUUAACAUACGACUAAGCACUGAACAUCAGAAUUAUAUUGAUUUGGCCGCUAACUACAAUAAUAUUGCCUUAGUAUAUGAAAGAAUAGGGCGCUACUCAGAUGCAAUUUUAAAUCAUCAAGAAGCACUUAAAUUGAGACACGAAUAUCUGCCUGCGAAUCAUCCUGAUCUAGCUCAAAGCUAUAAUAACAUUGGCCGUCUGUUUCAUAACAUGAAAAACUACUCUGAUGCAUUCUCUUAUUAUGAAGAGGCACUGGAAAUUUGGGAGAAAUUAUCCCCAAUGAAUCAUCCUGAAUCAGCCCGAACCUACAACAAUAUUGGUACACUACACAGCGACAUGGCCGAUCUUUCAACCGCACUGCAUUAUUACGAUAAAGCUGCUAAAAUUCUUGAAAUAUCGCAGCCUUCAAAUAUACUUUUACUAGCUACUAUAAACAACAAUAUCGGUUCAGUAUAUAAAAGUAAGAAAGACAGCUCAAUAGCACUUUUGUAUUAUGAAAAAGCACUUGGAUUUUGGCAAGAAUGUUUGCCUGCGAAUCAUCCACAUCUAGCUGCAGCAUACAAUAAUAUUGCUGGAGUAUAUAAAAAUCGAACACAUUAUUCGACGGCAUUGAAUUUUUAUAAUAAAGCGCUUAAAACUCUUUAA
Messenger RNA from Rotaria sordida, 2190 nucleotides. NCBI's taxonomy places the organism in Eukaryota, Metazoa, Rotifera, Eurotatoria, Philodinida, Philodinidae. The record is from the annotation of a GenBank genome assembly.